This is a messenger RNA of Aureobasidium subglaciale EXF-2481, 1986 nucleotides long. Its product is annotated as glycoside hydrolase family 13 protein. The transcript has a single exon. The record is from RefSeq and is a predicted model, not a curated record. Gene Ontology annotation, molecular function: alpha-amylase activity. Lineage: Eukaryota; Fungi; Ascomycota; Dothideomycetes; Dothideales; Saccotheciaceae. Gene Ontology annotation, biological process: oligosaccharide catabolic process. The coding region runs from base 202 to 1974 and encodes 590 amino acids.
GAAGCACUGCCGAUGAGCUUGUCUUCUGAACUGAUCCCCAUGUCUCAGGGCCCACAUGUUUGCACCUGGCGGGGUCGUCGCAGUUUCUCGGGUUUGUUGACAUUUCCCAGAUACUUAGAUGUAGGUCCCCCUUGAUUUCGGUGUCAAUUUUGUCCCUCUCUCCGUCUCCUUACUCCACUGUGACUGCACCAAAUCUCGAAAAUGGCGCUUUCUACUCACGUUUCGGGCACCGAACAAGUCCAGCGCGCUUGGUGGAAGGAAGCCAGUGUCUACCAGAUCUACCCUUCAUCAUUCAAAGACUCAAACGGAGAUGGUUUCGGCGACCUCGGUGGCAUAAUUGAGAAGCUGGACUACAUCAAAGCCCUUGGAGUGGAUAUUGUCUGGUGUUGUCCAAUCUACAAAAGCCCUCAAGUUGACAUGGGCUAUGACAUUGCUGACUACAAAGACAUCGACGCAAGAUAUGGAACUCUCGAGGAUGUUGAUCGGCUGAUUGCCGGACUACAUAAGAGGGGUCUCAAGUUCUUGAUGGAUCUGGUUGUCAAUCACACUUCCGACCAACACGAAUGGUUCCAGCAAUCUCGGCCAUCCAAGGACAACACAUAUCGCGACUGGUACAUCUGGCGUGACGCCAAGUACGACGGUCAAGGCAACCGUCAACCACCUAACAAUUGGAGCUCCUACUUCGGCGGUAGUGCUUGGGAGUUUGACAACGCUACGAGUCAAUACUACUUGCACCUUUUCGACAAGACUCAGCCAGAUCUCAACUGGGAGUGCGACGCAAUGCGAUCUGCCGUCUACGAGACAGUCCGAUGGUGGCUCGACAAAGGCGUUGACGGCUUCCGUCUUGAUGUAAUCAAUCUCAUCAGCAAGGACCAAUCGUUCCCAGAUGCCAAGAUCACGGAUCCCAGUCUACCAUACCACCACGGAUGCGAGCACUACGCCAAUGGACCUCGAAUCCAUGAGUAUCUGCAAGAGCUGGGUGGUAUACUCGACGAAUACAAUGCUUUCUCCGUCGGCGAGAUGCCAUGGGUGAGCGACCCAGAAGAGAUCCUCAAAUGCGUAGGCUAUGACAGGAAGGAGUUGAACAUGAUCUUCAACUUUGACAUGGUCGACAUGGACCACGGACCUGGCGGUAAAUUCAGCCCAAAGGAGUGGCAGAUGACCGACCUCAAGGGCAUCGUCGCCAAAUGGCAAAGCUUUAUGCUUGGAAACGGCGGCUGGAACGCCCUCUACCUUGAGAAUCACGAUCAACCCAGGACGGUAUCCCGAUGGGCAUCAGACAGUCCCGAAUACAGGACACUGGCGGCCAAGAUGUUCGCUACAUUCCUCGGACUACAGAGUGGUACCGUCUUUCUCUACCAAGGACAGGAGCUCGGCAUGUCCAACAUCCCUGAGCACUGGGAGAUGAAUGAAUUCAGAGAUCUGGAAACACUAAACCAUUGGGAUGAGCUUUGUGAGACUCGUCCUUCCGAUAAGAGCCUGCAGUCAGUCACAAAGGGCCAAUACCACAUCAAGUCACGAGACAAUGCGCGUACGCCUAUGCAGUGGACAGCGGAGAAACAUGCAGGGUUCACAACAGGCGAGCCUUGGUUCCGUGUCAAUGAUACCUACAAUGUCUGCAAUGCUGCUUCACAAGUUGGCGUGCAGGGUAGCUCCUUCGAAUAUUGGAGAAGCAUCUUUGCGCUUAGAAAGCAAAUGGUAGAUGUCUUUGUGUACGGCGACUUCCAAAUGGUCGACACCGAGCACGAUGAUGUUUUUGCAUACCAACGUACAUUCAAAGGACAGAGUGUAUUGGUGGUAUGUAAUUUCCGACAGCAUGAGGUCAAGUGGACUUUGCCGGCAGGAUUUGUUCUGAAGGAGUUGUUGAUUUCGAAUUACGAUAACGCAGAAGCGUAUGAGGGAUCAGUCAGAUUGAGACCGUUCGAAGCAUUUGCAUAUGCUCAAGGAAAGCUCACUUCCGCACCUCGUCUAUAGUAUGCAGCACAU